CCGACUCUCUUACUUAUCAUGAACUUGCAACUCACUAUGCACUUGCUUGUUUUUGUCAUUGUCACUGUUGUGUACUCGGCUGCUAUGCCUGUAGAUUGCAUUUCACAUAUUCCACAGAUAGCUGGACGCAAUGGUCCAAAGGAAAUCUUGGAAGCUCUUGAAUCUCCGCAACCAAAUGCUGUUUUCAAACGUGUGGCUGGUGACACAACUGAAGCUGCUGCCCUGGAGUUUCCUCAACCCAAUGUCAUCUUUAAACGUGCUAUAAGUAAUCAGCUAUGCAAGAGUGUUUAAGUCCAUCGUUGCCAAACCUGUUGUUUUCAAAUGAAGAUUAUGAUAAAAUGUUGCAUAUAUGGUGGUUGAUGUUAUGACAGUUUCUCGGGUCAUCUCCUUGAUUUACGCCCUGAUUCCUGAUGUGGUGUUACUCAGUGCACAGGUCACACAUGGGACUUAUGAAUGAUCAUCAUUCUCUUCUCAUCAAUGUGUUCAAUCUGAGCUAACUGCAUUUGGUCCUUGAUUUGUGUGAUCAAUUGAUACAGUUCAUGUCGAUAUCUUAACACCACGGCAACAAUGAAUGGCAUUCUCUCACACAUAGCCUUUGUACUUCAGUCAUUUAUAAUGGACUGUACCGCUGGUAUCUCACAUAUCCC
Lentinula edodes (shiitake mushroom) is the source of this 647-nucleotide messenger RNA. RefSeq lists its product as uncharacterized. The record is from RefSeq and is a predicted model, not a curated record. The transcript has 5 exons. Lineage: Eukaryota; Fungi; Basidiomycota; Agaricomycetes; Agaricales; Omphalotaceae. The coding region runs from base 19 to 291 and encodes 90 amino acids.